Molecule: messenger RNA, 8600 nt
Organism: Monodelphis domestica (gray short-tailed opossum)
Lineage: Eukaryota; Metazoa; Chordata; Mammalia; Didelphimorphia; Didelphidae
Gene: USP13
Product: ubiquitin specific peptidase 13
Biological process (GO): protein deubiquitination
Molecular function (GO): zinc ion binding; protein binding; cysteine-type deubiquitinase activity
Source: RefSeq, a predicted model, not a curated record
GCCGCUGCCGCCGCCGCUGCCGCCGCGGCCGCUGCAGCUGGUGAUGCGAUUCGCCAUUGGAUUAAAAAUAGCCUGGUCCCCCUCCCUGCUCUCCCGCGCCCCGCCCCGCCCGGGCUUUGGCCGCCUCGCGCCGCCCGCCUGCCCCCGUCUGCUCGGCCGCCCGGGCCCUGCAGCCCCGCCGCCCUGCCUCCGCCUCUCCCUGCGCCCGUGCCGGUGCCUCCGCAGCCGCCUCCUUCUAGUCCCCCUCGUCCUCGUCGUCCUCCUCCCGCGCCCGGCUCCCGCGCCCGGCCCCCGCUCCCGCCCUCCCUCCGGCCCUCCCGCGCGCGCGGAAGCAUGCAGCGGGCCGCCCUAUUCGGCAGCCCUGGCGGCGGCCCCGGCGGCGGCAGCGGCCCCGGUCCGGGUCCUGGCCCCGGGAAGAUGGCUGCAGGAGACCUCGGGGAGCUGCUGGUCCCUUACAUGCCCACCAUCCGCGUCCCCAGGUCCGGGGAUCGUGUCUACAAGGCGGAGUGCGCCUUCUCUUACGACUCCCCGAUUUCAGAAGGAGGUCUCUAUGUGUGCAUGAAUACGUUCCUGGCCUUUGGAAGGGAACAUGUUGAAAGGCACUAUCGGAAAACUGGACAGUGUGUGUACAUGCAUCUGAAAAGACACGUGAGAGAGAAAGUAACAGGGGCAUCUGGUGGCGUGUUACCAAAAAGGAGGAAUACCAAGCUAUUCUUAGAUCUAGAAAUGACUGGAGAUUUAAAUAGUGAUGACUAUGAAUAUGAAGAUGAAGCCAAGCUUGUUAUAUUUCCAGACCACUAUGAAAUUGCAUUGCCAAAUAUUGAGGAGUUACCUGCACUGGUAACAAUUGCGUGUGAUGCUGUCCUUAACUCAAAAUCUCCGUAUAGGAAACAGGAGCCGGAUUCCUGGGAAAAUGAACUGCAAGUUUCCAAACAUGCCAAUAACCUCAUGCAACUGGACAAUGGUGUCAGGAUUCCUCCCAGUGGCUGGAAGUGUGCCAAGUGUGACUUGCGGGAGAACCUCUGGUUAAAUCUGACUGAUGGUACCAUCCUUUGUGGAAAGUGGUUCUUUGACAACAUGGGGGGAAACGGGCAUGCGUUGGACCACUACAAAGAAAUGGGCUACCCCUUAGCAGUGAAGUUAGGAACCAUUACACCAGAUGGGGCAGAUGUUUAUUCCUUCCAAGAAGAGGAAUCUGUUCUAGACCCACAUUUAGCCAAGCAUUUAGCACAUUUUGGAAUCGACAUGCUUCAGAUGCAUUCGACGGAGAAUGGCACGAGGGACAAUGAUGUCAAACCCAGGAUCAGUGAAUGGGAAGUCAUUCAGGAGUCGGGAAUGAAACUGAAGCCCAUGUAUGGUUCUGGAUACACUGGGAUGAAGAACCUGGGAAACAGCUGCUAUCUCAGUGCGGUCAUGCAAGCCAUCUUCAGCAUCCCCGAGUUUCAGAGAAUGUAUGUGGGAAACUUGGCAAGAAUAUUUGACUACUCUCCUCUAGACCCAACACAGGAUUUCAACACACAGAUGGCUAAGUUAGGACAUGGCCUUCUCUCAGGCCAAUAUUCCAAACCUCCCAUGAAAUCUGAGCUCAUUGAACAGGUGAUGAAAGAAGAACAUAAGCCUCAGCAGAAUGGGAUCUCUCCAUGCAUGUUCAAGGCCUUUGUCAGCAAGAGCCACCCUGAAUUCUCCUCCAACAGACAGCAGGAUGCCCAGGAGUUUUUCUUGCACCUGGUAAAUCUAGUGGAGAGGAACCGAAUUGGCUCUGAAAAUCCAAGUGAUGUUUUCCGGUUUGUGGUAGAAGAACGAAUUCAGUGCUGUCAGUCCAGGAAAGUUCGCUACACGGAGAGGGUCGAUUAUUUGAUGCAGUUGCCAGUGGCCAUGGAAGCGGCAACAAACAAGGAUGAGCUGAUUGCCUAUGAGUUGACCAGAAGAGAAGCGGAGACAUCCAGGAGACCGCUCCCAGAAUUGGUCCGGGCCAGGAUUCCUUUCAGUGCCUGCCUUCAGGCCUUUUCUGAACCAGACAAUGUGGAAGACUUCUGGAGCAGCGCCCUACAGGCAAAGUCUGCUGGUGUGAAAACAUCUCGCUUUGCUUCAUUCCCUGAGUACUUGGUAGUGCAGAUAAAGAAGUUCACUUUUGGUCUUGACUGGGUUCCGAAAAAGUUCGAUGUCUCCAUUGAUAUGCCAGACCUCCUUGAUAUCAACCAUCUCAGAGCCACAGGGUUACAGCCCGGAGAGGAAGAGCUUCCAGAUAUUGCCCCUCCAAUAGUCAUUCCUGAUGACCCCAAAGAUCGAUUGAUGAACCAUUAUAUGGAACCACCAGACAUUGACGAGUCCUCUGUGAUGCAGCUGGCAGAGAUGGGUUUCCCUUUGGAGGCAUGUCGGAAGGCAGUGUACUACACUGGAAACAUGGGACCUGAGGUGGCCUUCAACUGGAUCAUUGGCCAUAUGGAAGAGCCUGAUUUUGCCGAGCCGCUUUCCCUGCCUGGUUUUGGAGGAAGUGCUGCUUUGGGGGCCACUGCUUUUGGUGCUAUUGGAUUGGAUAACCAGCCUCCAGAAGAAAUUGUAGCCAUCAUUACCUCCAUGGGUUUCCAGAGGAAUCAGGCCAUUCAGGCAUUAAAGGCGACGAAUAACAAUUUGGAGCGGGCCCUGGACUGGAUUUUUAGCCAUCCUGAACUGGAAGAAGAUAACGAGUUUGCUGCCCACAUGAUGGAGAUGGAGAACAACGCCAAUGCUAACAUUAUUUCAGAGUCCAAGCCAGAUGGUCCCAGAGUGAAAGAUGGAUCAGGAAGGUAUGAGCUAUUUGGGUUCAUCAGCCACAUGGGACCGUCCACCAUGAGUGGCCAUUAUGUUUGUCAUAUCAAAAAGGAAGGCAGAUGGGUGAUCUACAAUGACCAUAAAGUAUGUGCCUCAGAAAGGCCCCCCAAAGACCUGGGCUACAUGUACUUUUACCAUAGGAUAUCAAGCUAGGCCUCUGAUAUACUUCUUACCCAGAAGAUGCCAUAUGCCUUCACAAUUUGCCAAAAAGAUAAAAAAAAAGGAAAAAAAAAGAAAAAAAAGAAAAAAAAGGAGAAGAAGAAGCAAGACAAAGGAAAAAAAGUCGGGGCUGCCAAAUGCCCAGGAAUCCAUGCGGUAUUUCUAGAUUAAUUAAAGAGCCCCCUGGCUUUUGAAUGCCUUCUGGAGUAGUAGUCAGCAAAUUUCUAUUCCAUCGUCCUAGACGACCGAUUGUUUUCUUUUUGUAAACAUCCGAGGAAAUAAUGUUCAGAAGCUUCCAGAUUGCCAAGUGGGCAAGCAGCCCAAAAGCCAAAAAUAUAAAAGGGCUUUGCAGUGGAGUUUGAGCCCUUGUUGGGCUUUGUGAGCCUGGAAUGACCGUUGGAGAUCUUCACGGAAGCCAAAUCAUGUUUCCCACUGGCAGGGCUCUGCUGGACCCUAUGAAAAAGCUCCAUAUUACCUCAUAUGGAAAAAAAUAGAGGUGAUCUCACAUUGGCCUUAGAUUUGACCCUUCCCCCACCUAAUCACAGAUAAUAAAUUCUGAUCUAUCUAUGUGUAAUAUAUUAGAUCUGCCAUGAAAAUAUUUUAAAUUUGAGUCAAACCAAUAUUCAUAACCUAAUUUUGUGUGUUUGUACGUGUGUGUGCAUAUGUGAGAGAGACAGACAGACAGACAGAUAGACAGAGAGUGAGACUGUAUUGUUGAAAUCCACUUGAAAUCCAAUGGUUGAUUUAUUUUUAAAUGUUGAACCAUUUGGUAUUGGGUGUGGCCAGAAGAAGCAUCCAAGCCUUUAAAGGGAUCUAUACCUCAGGAACAAUCAGAACUCCCUUUUCCACUUAGAUUUCAAAAGUGAAGUGGGGGGCAUCCAUUUAGCUGCUAUGAGUAAUUCCCCUGGAUAAGUGACACCCCAGCUCUCCACCACCAUGCAUUCCCAGCAUGUUCUGAUGCUUUGCCCAAGGUGGUAAAUUGUUUCAAGUCUUGGCAAAAGCAUAGGCUCCAUUUCCAAGAGAAGUGGCUAAUUGAUUCUCAUGAAGUUCUCUAGUGUGUCCUCAUGGGUCAGCUCCCCAGGACCUUGCAGAGCCCACCCUCAGACCAAUGGUCACAGCCCUCUCUGCUGGGGCAUUUCAUCACCCUCCUUUCCCCCCCCUGUGUUUUCUGAGUUCUUCUUUUCAAUUGUUCUCCCUUUCUUUUCCCCUGGCUUCUUUUCCCCUUUGAUUCGUUUUGGCCAGCAGAGAUCAUGGGAAACUUAUAGAGAGCAGAGUGAAUUCAUUGAUUACUAUCUUAUGAAAAGACAAAUCUAAUGAUUUCCAUAGGUCAGUAUGUUAUUGUAAGCCUGGGAUCAGAUCAUAACCUCUGAGGCUAUUGGAUUUGUAUUAAAGUCAUGUGAAACAUGACCUUUUUCUCAUGUUCACUCUGCUUUGCCCUAAGUUUCUGAGUAUUCGAUGUUUAUACUAUUUGGUGAACUUCUUACUUACUCCUCCAAGUGAGCCGGGAUGAAUUAUUCUGGAUAAAACAGAACAGAGUCCAAUUUCCACUGUGUACCGAAUCAGAAAUAGCCUUUUGAUCAUCAGGACCCAGACAUUCUCCAGGGAGAAGAGUAACAGUAUGGGUCAUCGGAUUGGAGAUUUAGAACUUGGAGGACCUCACAGGUCAUCCAAUCCAACAUCCUCAUUUUACAGAGUAGAAAAUUGAGAAGAUGUGACUUGUCUCAGGUCAGACAGCUUUUAAAGUGGGAGAGCCAGGAUUUGGUCCCAGAUCAUCAGACUCUAAUGUUCUCCAUGCUGCAUCAUUGUGGUGAAGGGAGAAAAGUACACCAGGCAAAAUGUCAGAUCUGCCCUGCACCUUCCUAGUGACAGUGGGCACAUCCCUUAACUUUUCUACACCCUGAUUUUCCUCCUGGAUCAAAUGGGGAGAAUUAUUCUUUCUCUCUCUAGUUUGUGGGAAAUUGAGAUGAAAUAGUUGCCCUGGUACUUAAAAUGAAACACCUCUGCAAUUGUUAGGUGACAUCAUAAGCUUGUAAUGGAUCCCCUCUCCCUUCUCUCAGCAGAUAGCUUCUUUGACUUUAAAGUUAUCAGUUAAAGCCAGGUCAAUGGAGAGGAUAUUUUUGCCUUCACUACCUGAUUUCUUGGCAUAAUUGCUGGUGUAAAAUGACAAAAGUCAAUGGCACCUUUAACAUGCAAUUGAUUCUUAAACAACUUGAAAGUAACUGGUCCCCUGAGGCAGAGUGAAUAAUUCUUUUUCUCUCUUCCUCCCUUCUUCCUUUCUUCCCUUCCUUCUUCCUUUCUUCCCUUCCUUCCUCCCUUCUUCCCUUUCUUCUUCCUUCCUUUCCUUCCUUUCCUUCCUUCCUUCCUUCCUUCCUUCCUUCCUUCCUUCCUUCCUUCCUUCCUUCCUUCCUUCCUUCCUUCCUUCCUUCCUUCCUUCCUUCCUUCCUUCCUUCCUUCCUUCCUUCCUUCCUUCCUAAAAAAUUUGGUUCAGAGUGUGAUUUCUUCAGCAUGGGAAAUUCUUUCCAUCAGCAGGGAUCAGUGAUUCCUACUUUCCUUCUUCCCUUCCUUCCCUCUCUCCCUUCUUCCUUUCCCUUUCCCCCUCCCUCCCCUCCCUCCUUCUUCUUCCUUUCCCCCUUCCUUCCUUUCCCCCUUCCUUCCUUCCUUCCUUCCUUCCUUCCUUCCUUCCUUCCUUCCUUCCUUCCUUCCUUCCUUCCUUCCUUCCUUCCUUCCUUCCUUCCUUCCUUCCUUCCUUCCUUCCUUCCUUCCUUCCUUCCCUCCUUCCUUCCUUCCUUCCUUCCUUCCUUCACUCCUUCCUUCCUUCUUAAAAAAUUUGGUCCAGAGUGUGAUUUCUUCAGCAUGGGAAAUUCUUUCCAUCAGCAGGGAUCAGUGAUUCCUACUCUUAGAGAGUUGCCUGGGGCACAUAGAGGCUAAGUGACUUGUCUCUGAUCAUACAAUUAGUAUGUGUCAGAGGCAGAAUUGGAACCCAGGACUUCUUGAAGACACAAUGGGAAAGGGGAAGGUUCUCUGGUUUUGGAGUCAGAGUAUUUGGGUUCAAACCCCUUUUCUAUCACUGACUGUGACUUUGGAUUAGGUAUUUCCUCACCUGUCAAAUGAAGAGGUUAAACUAGAUGACCCCUAAGGUCCUUUAAUAGCUAUCGAUAAUAAUAGCUAGCAUUUAUAUAGUGCUUUUAGGUGUGCAAAGCACUUUAUAAAUAUCUCAUUUGAUUUUCACAAUAACCCUAGGAGGUAGGUGCUAUUAUUACUUCCAUUUUAUAGAUGAGUAAACUGAAGCUAAGUGGGGUUAAGUGAUUUGUCCAGGGUCAUGCAGCUAGUUAGUAAGAUAAGAUUUGAACUCAGGUCUUUCUGACUCCAGGCCAAGAGCCGUAUCCACUGCACCUUUUAGCUGCCAUAACCUUAGAGCUUAUUUAAUACAAGUCCCUCCUUUUACAGAUGAGGAAACUAGGGUCCAAGGCCACUCAAGUGCUUAGCAGCACAGCCAAAGCCAAGACCCACAUCUGCUUGACUUCUCACCUUAGCCCUUCCCUUUCCUGCCUCCCUGAUUGUAGCUGUAGAGUAGAAAGGGCCACCAGACUUAAUCCUCUCACAUUACAGAUAAGAAAACUGAGGCCAGAGGAGGUUAGAUUAUAUGCCUAAUGUCACACCAGUAGUAAGUGUCUAGGAUAAGACUUGAUCCAAUUUCUCUGCCUCUAGCGUCAACCAUAGUCAUUCUGCUUGCUAUGCCAGCCACCAGAGAACAAGAUUUCUUUUAUAAACUAGUCAGGAGGUCAGACUGAUUUUUCAACAUUUUGGAUGGGGGCAGGGGAAUUUUUUUUUUCACAGAAAGCCUUUAUUACCACAAGGGGAAAUAAUAAAAUAUCGGAGAUCACAAAAGCUUUGGCAGUGAAUUUGGAGGAAAAAAUGGUGGAGAGGAGGAAGGGAGGAUGGGAAACCAAUCACUUCCACUCUUUAGAAGGGGAGCGAUGCCUGGGAGCUUUUAAAUGGUGGAUGGCAAAACAUUCAAAAUUAUUUUGUUAAAGAAUGCGGUAGUACAGUGUAACCAACACAGGAUUUGAUCCUGGCUCUGUCCCAGAUUCUGUAUUGGUCCCUGGUCAAGUCCUUUCCUCUCUUAGGGGAAAUAUACUUAUCUUUACAAGGAGGGAGAGAUGUGGUCUGGAUGACUGGUAUUUUAGGUCCCUUCCAGCACGGGGCUCUUGGGAUGGGACUCUAGAUCUUAAGGUAAGCAUUUUCUGGGGCAUAGAGACAAAUGCCCUUGACCACAGUCUGUAUAAGUUGAACGAAAUGGGAUUUUAUAACACCCUAUUCUGGGAUAUACAACUUCUUUCUAAAAGUAUUGAUAAUGGGAUUCAAGGUAAUAGCAGAAAAACGUUCCUUUUCUGUCUGACCCUACAAUUGGGACACGAGAGCACAAAUAUUGCUUUUUAUCUGCCUUAUGAAACAAAGGGCUGUUUCUACACAGACAAGCUUUGCACCUGUCCACUCCCCAACUAAGUCCCAGGAUGUGAAAUCUUGAUUAGAUUAUGUAAAAUUGACUUCCUUUCUAGCUUUUUUUAAAAAACAAAAACAAACCAACUAACCCCCUCUUCUAGUCAUCUGAAAAACAUGGCAGCUGUCCCAGGAGUAGACUUGGAAUGGACCAUCCAAUCUUCCAUUUGGAUAGGAACUGAACUACAACCAGAAACUGGAAUUUUAUGUGAGAGAGACACAAUUAGCACACUGGAAAGUUCUCUGGGUGAGCAAGCGCUCUCAUCACAUGGCUACUGGAAAUCUCUUUAUGUAAAUACCAUUUGCUAUCCAUCUGUGGGGAGAACCAGAGCUACCAAAGAAGUUGCCUCUGGAAAACUUCUACUUUCAAGUCAUUAUUCUCUACACGAGGAGGAGGCAGAAUGGAGAAAUGGAAGACCACCAGAUUUGGUAUCUGAGGACCUUGAUUUGCAUCCUGGUUCUGCUGACUCUUACUUCAGUGACCCAGGGCAAGACUCUUCCAAUCUUUGGACUUCAGUUUCUGCAGUACAUUAUGUUUCAUUUUUGCCUUGAGGCAGUGAAAAGAGUGUUGGACUUGGAGUUAAAAGACCUGGGUCCCAGUUUUAGACAAGCCACUUCAUUUCUCCAGGCCUCAGUUUCUUCGUCUUUAACAUGAGGGGGUUGGACUAGAUGGCCUUGGAAGGUCUCUUCUAGCUCCAAAUUUUUAAUCUCUUCUGACUUAUAAAACCCACAGUAAUCUAAGAAUCUAUUUUGGUCUUAUGUGAUGUAUUCAUGAUCUCUUUAAAGAAGGGAGGGAAAUAGAAAAAAAUUCAACAAACAUCUAUUAAACACCUACUAUGUGCUGAGCAUAUAGGUAGACUCCUCUUUUAGUCACUUAAUAGGACAUCCAAGGUGCUUCAUUGUAUUAGGCCUUUUCAUGGAGAUCUGUAACGGGAGACUGAGUCUGGGGGAAUGUUGGCUAUUAUUUUUAAUUGUUUCCAAGUUCUGGGACUUGGUGGUUGUUCUUUUCCACUAAUAGAAUGGAAGCUCCUUGAGGGCAGGGCCUGUUUCAUUUUUUGGCUUUGUGUCUCCAGUGCCUAGCAUAGUGUCUGGCACAGAGUAGGUGUCUAAUAAAUGCUUGUUGAAUUGAA